This is a messenger RNA of Lactuca virosa, 652 nucleotides long. NCBI's taxonomy places the organism in Eukaryota, Viridiplantae, Streptophyta, Magnoliopsida, Asterales, Asteraceae. The record is from the annotation of a GenBank genome assembly.
CUCAAUCAUUGAAGAAUACAUGUCGAAGAUUAGACUGAUUUAGUGAUUUCUAUCAUUUUAUUGCUACUGAUUACUGAAGCUACUACACUAGAUAAACAAAAUUAGGGUUUAAACUUCAAACAUACAAUGACCUCCAGCAGCUUAUUAGUCGCAGAAACCAUCUGGACAGAAAUCCAAUCGACUCGUUCAGUGACGGAUGAUCAGCUCUCGAUUUUGCAUACUUUAUUUGGUAAAAAUCUGGAAAGGGCAAGCAGGAUAGUUGAUCAACGAGGUGUCAAGAAGAUAUCCGGAGAACCCAGUGGACGCUCCAUCUUCCAGAUUACUGGAGAGUCUAAAAAGAAGGAAGAAUACCUUUGUUUCCCAGAACACUAUUGUGCUUGUUAUUCAUUUUUCUAUGACAUUGUCAACAAAAGAGAACAGCUUUGUUGCAAACAUCAAUUGGCUGCUAGACUUGCUGUGUCAUUGGGUACAUGUGUUGAUGUGAAGGUGUCUGAUGAACAGCUCGCACAUCUGCUUGCAAAACUCUAACAUGACACACCUGGAAUGGAAUGAAAUUUUUGGGUUGAUGGAAUGGAAUGACAAAGAAAUGGAAUGGAAUUGAUGAUUAUCAUUCAGUUGUCAUGUUUGGUUACUCACCUGGAAUGGAAUGUGU